Molecule: messenger RNA, 1504 nt
Organism: Ahaetulla prasina
Lineage: Eukaryota; Metazoa; Chordata; Lepidosauria; Squamata; Colubridae
Gene: MED7
Product: mediator complex subunit 7
Exons: 3
Coding region: 349-1041 (230 amino acids)
Biological process (GO): regulation of transcription by RNA polymerase II
Cellular component (GO): mediator complex
Molecular function (GO): transcription coregulator activity
Source: RefSeq, a predicted model, not a curated record
UGCGCUAACGUGCAUAUAUUGCGCGCGCCGGAAACAACUGUUUGCUGCAGAGAAGAAGCGGAGUGGAUACUGAAAACUGAUACUGUGUCGCGGAGCUGCUGGAAGCCCGGCGACUGAUUCCUUUUGGUGUGUCUGGGAGCCAAAUAUCAACAAUGGAGAAUAGGAAUCACUCUCAGAAAAUCUGGUCAGCUUGAUUGCAGUUUGAAAGCAGCUGUUCAUAAAGAGCUUCAGUUCAUCAAUAUAUUUUUUCACGGAGGAGAGUUUUUGGCACAAGGAAGUAUUUUCCAAGUGACCCAACUCUACUUCUUUCUGCAGCCACAUCUUGUCAUCACAAUUUGUUCUGCUGCAAUGGGUGAACCUCAGCAAGUGAGUGCCCUCCCUCCACCUCCAAUGCAAUAUAUUAAAGAAUAUACUGAUGAAAAUAUUCGGAAAGGUUUGGCUCCUAAGCCUCCACCGCCUAUUAAAGAUAGUUAUAUGAUGUUUGGAAAUCAGUUCCAGUGUGAUGAUCUAAUUAUUCGACCAUUAGAAAGCCAGGGUAUUGAACGAUUGCAUCCCAUGCAGUUUGAUCAUAAAAAGGAAUUAAGGAAACUCAACAUGUCUAUCCUGGUCAACUUCUUAGAUCUCUUGGAUAUAUUAAUAAGAAGCCCAGGCAGCAUAAAAAGAGAAGAGAAACUGGAAGAUUUAAAACUGCUAUUUGUUCAUGUGCAUCACCUUAUAAAUGAAUAUCGACCUCAUCAAGCAAGAGAGACUUUGAGAGUCAUGAUGGAAGUGCAGAAACGUCAGCGUCUAGAAACUGCAGAGAGAUUUCAGAAACAUCUAGAACGAGUUGUAGAAAUGAUUCAGAAUUGCUUGGCUUCUCUGCCAGAAGAUUUACCUCAUUCAGAUGGAGGAAUGAGAAUAAAAGCUGAACGAAUGGACACUGAAGACAGCAUAAACUGUAUUGGAUCAAAUGAACAGCAAAGAACAAUUUCCAGUGUAAAAAAAGAUCAGGUUUUGGAUAAAGAUGCUAACAUGUGUAGCAUUAUUGAUGAAAUGACAUGAAAAAGCUUUAGGAUUUGUGAUUUUCAGGGAACAUGCAACAGAAUAUGAUGUUUCUUUUCCUUUUGCUAUGUUGAUUUAAACAGUAAUGGAACACAACAUAUAAAUCGGUAAAUAUUGAUAAUUUAUUUGUUUAGCUUUUGCAUGUAUAUCUAUGCUUGACUUUAAAGAACAUCAAUCUUACUGGUAGCUUUACCUGCUAGGCUAACUAUGCAAUUCAUCAGUAUCCAAAUUUUGCUGAUAGUCAUUUAUUGAAACAGGAGGUACUUUAAGGAAUUUAAAUACAUGUGAUUAAAUUUAGCUUAAACUAAAAGACAUGUUAUACUACAGCAGCACUGUUAUGUAUACAAAGUGGAAGAAAAAACAGUAAAUAUUUUUUUCUUGUUAUGAAUAUUUGUGAAUUAAAGCAACUGCUUUCUGAAGAUAAGUAAACUUUAACAUUUAUUAAAAAGAAUGAAAUUCUAAA